This is a messenger RNA of Podarcis lilfordi (Lilford's wall lizard), 6888 nucleotides long. The record is from the annotation of a GenBank genome assembly. NCBI's taxonomy places the organism in Eukaryota, Metazoa, Chordata, Lepidosauria, Squamata, Lacertidae.
GGGGGGUGGGGUGGAAAUGGCAGUUGUGAAAAGAAAAGAUACAAUUCCAUGUAAGAACAGAAACCUUCCUAAUGAAAAGAAAAUAAGCUGGUUUUUCACUCUGGUUAUUUUAUUUGUCAAAUCUCUUUACAUACUGUUUUGAGCUAGAAAAUGCAACCAACAGAUUUUUACAUAAAACCCACAGAAUCAGUGCUCUUAGUUCUUGCGCAGCUCCCAUUCACUUCAAAUGACAUUGGAACUGGAUAACUUCCUGCUGUAUUGCGACACAUAUAUUGUUAUAAGUAAGUAACAAAACGGUUGCCUCCCCAAUACUCUCCUUUUUCUUAAAAAAAAAAAAAAGGUGAGGACUCAAGAAGAGCUAAUUAAAAAACACAAUUCAUUCAGAAGGUUGGCGAAAGGAAGAAAACUUAUCUGGGAAAGGUACAAAGAGACAAAAGAUUCAUGGGGGAAAAACAGUAAUAAAAGGUGCUUAAAUAAUAAUAAUUAUGUUAUAGGGGGUGUAAUUAUUGCAGAGCAAAAAAAAUAUUGACCUGGUUUUUAAAAGAGCAAGCCAUUCUUGUGCGAACUGAUGGGUGCCUGUCAUUCUUAAGCUUAGCGGGGGUUUUUUAAAAUAAAAUUCUAAAGGCUAUCACCCUCUCCCCACUCCAAAAAGCAUUCCCAAAGACAGAAAGCUAUCAAAGAAAAUUGUAUUUGCCUCCCAAUAAAGCAGAUUUUAAAAAAAAGCCUAUGACAAUAUAUAAUCCUAGCUAGAGAUUUGGUAAGUGGGGGAGGGGGGGCCUUCAAAUGUAAUACAGUUGGCAAGUAUUAAAACAUUAACAACGUUCGAAGGAAAUAUUCUGCAGAUUUUAUUUUAUUUUUUAAUGUAAAAGCAGUACUUUGAAAAGAUUGCAGAGAUUGUGUAGAGAGCAAUGGCAGGGAAAUGGCUGUAUGGGCUACAUACGUAGGCACAUACAUAAAAAUCUUUUCACAACCUCCGCCUCUCAAUUCACAUGUAUAUACGAAGCUCCUCUUACUUCUUUGGACAGUGUCAGAUUGACUCUUAAAUGAAAGGGGUUUUUUUAUAUGAGGGUUUUACGUGGGGGUGGGGGUGUGUGUUCAAUGUUGGGGGUUUUAUGACAUCACCAGGUUAAAGUACCCAAUCAGCUCACGCUCUGGAGAAAAUUAUUUCGUGGGGUGUUUCCUAUAAUAUACUGUACUUCCAAGUCUGUCUUGAAGAAAGAAGCCAAAGGGGGGUGGGGGAAAGGUGGACAUGACAAGGAUUUUGGUGUGCAACCUGGGUGCUUUUAAAGACCUCUUUUACGGAGUGGUUUUUUUUUUAAAUGUGUGUGCUACUGUCUCUCUUUUUCUUCGGCUGUGGACUUCGUUGGUUUUAAAGAUCUAUCUGCAAAUUCAAAGGAGAGCUUUUUUUUUUGAAAAAAGAGGCACGCUGAGAGGGGGGAGAUUCCUUGUUUCUUCCCUCCCUCCCCUCCCCACCAAACACACACCGGCAGACUAAGAUAGGAAAGGUACCAGGAGGAGGAGGAGGAGGAGGAGGGAAAGGACCAUGGCAAGACCACAAUCUUCUCCUUUGCAACCCUCUCUGGAUUUCUAGAGUGGAGCAAGAAAGAAAGGCAGAGAGAAAAGGCGGCUCUGGAGCCUCAAGGGAUGCCUUCGAAAGGAAAAUUCAUCACUCAAGGGCGGCGGGUUGAUUUUGGGGGGUAGGAGGGAGCAUGAGGAGGGGUUGGGAGAGGAUCCCCUCUUUCUAGCUCCCCUCCCCGCUGGUGGCUGCGAAGCCCCCCCCUUUUAUUUACGAAGAAGCAGAUAAACAAACAUGUUCCUGACCUGCGGGAUGGCUCCUGCCGCCGCCACCGUGGAUUACAAUGGAGAUUUCCAAGCUGGCUACCAGGAAAUCGACGGCAUCACUUUGGGCUACUUGCAGAUCAACGGCACGCGGAUGUUCGCCCUGACGCAGGUCUUCAGCGACCUGUUUAAGGACAUCCCGAGGGCCACCGUGAGCAAGAAGAUGGAAAGUCUCAAGAUCCAGAGCCGCCGCUGCGACCUGAAGGAGCUGCGCACCCUCAAAGCCAUCCAGUCCGUGCCAACGCGCGCCGUCAAGUGCUCGCUCAUCUCCAAGGCGGACCUGGAGGCCCUCUGCACCUCUUGCAAGGCCCUGGCCCCCAGGAAGAGGAAGAGGAAGAGGAAAAGCAAGAGGAGGGAAGCCGGGGACCUGUUCAACCGGCCCCGGUUACUUCCCGCGUACAGCGCAGCCGACGGCGCCUUUCGCGCCAACGUGGGUGCCGGCUGCGCCAAACGGGACGCGCUCUUAGGGGCCCCGUUCGCCAGAGGCUACGAGAAAGCCGCGCCGCUGCCGAAGAGCUACAGCCGCAGCGGCCGAGAGCAGCUCUUGGCCGGCGUGCUGAGCGCUUACCCCGGCGACUUGCAGCUCCUCCACUCGGCCGUCAGGGCGCACGGCACCAGCCAAGCGCCCGGCGAGGCGGAGGCCGGGCGCACCAAGCGCUCGGCUUGCGGGUGCCUCGGCAAGGAGAAGGGUCGCUCGGCAUCCUUCGCGGGCCCCAAGAGGCAAGGCACGUCGGCCGGCUACUCCAGCGACUCGGAUUCCAGCGGCGCGUCCAGCGCGGCCAGCUCCAGCGACUCCUCGGAAGAGGACGAUGAAGAAGACGACGACGACGAAGAGUCAUCUUGCAGCAGCGAAGAAGGCAGCUCCUCCGGGUCGGAAAGCAGCUCCCUGUGUAGCGGGGACUCGGUGCAGAGUACCCGCUACAGGCAGGCGGCGCUUCCUCGGAUCCCACCCCAAGCUGCCUCUCCUCAAGCCCUCUCGGGCGUAACCAAAGCCUUGCGCCCUGACCCGAACUUACUCUUCUGGGCCAGGACGCUGCGCGCCUCCACUUUGGAAAGUUUCAAGCCGGCUCCUACCAUCGCGCCAAAGGUGCCCCCGCGUGAGGACCCGGAACCCCGAGUAAAGCAGGAGGCGAGGAGCUCUCCCGUCUUCCCUGCCCGUCCCAGCAGCCCCAGCGAGGGCCCGCAGCCAAAGGGAGGCUUUCGGGAAGCUUCGGAGUCGUGCGCCCCGGAGCGCGAAGACUUCUCCAAGGACGCCGACUUCCUUUGCUCCCGUGAGGACCUCCACGUUGGCGAGCCGGACAAGGCUGAGGAAUCAGCUCUGCACCAGGACUCCAAGGAAGGGUCGGGGCGGGAAGCUCAAUUCGACAGGCUUAUCAGGCAGUCCAAGCUGUGGUGCUACGCCAAAGGCUUCAAUGUGGACGGGAAAGGUUUGCGCAGGGCCGAGCAGGCCAAAGGGAGUUCCUCCGCCUCCAGAGCCGGCCUCCUCAGCCUGGCUAAAAGCGGCAGCGACUUAGAAAGGAACGCUAAACGCAGGCGUGCCGAGCAGGAAAGGCAGGCCAAAGGGAGGCCCCCAAAGAUUUCGAGGAAGACGACCAAAAAGGGGGCCACGCCGCCUUGCAAACGCUUGCUCCACACCAGCCCGGCUCCUGCCAGGAAUCCGUUUUCUUUGAUGGGUACCUUUCCCUGUACGCCCGCUUUGGUCGUCGGCUCUGAUGGGGAUCUGUGUCCUGCGUCCUCUCUGUGCGUAAAAGACUCGUGCGCCCUCUCCAAAACGCACCCGCUUUGGACCUGGCAGCUGGGGGGCAAUGCCAUCCCCGUGCCCCCCAGCCUGAAAUUCCGGGGAUACCGUUUAGAGGAAUUCUAGAUGGAGGAUAUAAGCUGGUUUACGUGCAACAGGUUGACUUUUUUUUUUUGGGAUGGGGGACGAAGUGAAUUGAAUAUGUAGCCAAAAAAAGAGAGAUGGAGAAUCUGAUAUUGCAAUCUGGAAAAAAAAUUUACUCGGCUGUAACAUUUUUUGUUUCAGUGGCCUUUAAUUCCAAAUAAGUGUGUUGGUGACAGCAGCUUGUGAUCUUAAAACACAGUUUCUUAGAAGUAGGUUCUACUGAAAUCAGUGGAACUUAUUUUCAAGUAAAUGUGUUAAAUAGGGUAGGAAGAGAUCCGACUUUCCAAUCAUGAUUACUUUUUUUUUUUUAACCCUUAAGGAUGCCUUGACAAAUGGAAUUUCUGGCAUUCCUUUACUUUAAAAAGAACAAAAGCUUUGUUUUAAAGAGCUUUCUCAUUCCUCACUUUCUUCAAAAGAUCCCACAACUUCUGAAAUGUUGAAAUUUGAACCUUGGUUGGAAGUAGGCCUCAAGUGUGGAGUAACUGAUGAUUUAAAAUGAAGAAGAAAAAAAACCACUCACACAAAAAACACAGCAGUACUGAAAGAGUGUAAAAGAGAUUGGAGAACAAAAUUUGGUGUUGUGUAAUUAAAAAAAAAAAGAUAUUUAUGGUAGCAAUACUUUGGCUUAAUAUGCACAACAUUUUAAUAUGGGGAGGGCAGAAAAGGUCUGUUAGGGGGAAAAAGACACAAAGGAAGUUUGGGGCAUAGCUGACCUCCCCCUUCCUUUUAAUCUGGAGUGGUUUGCUCCAUGCAGAGAAAUUUAAAAGAGUUGUGGGUGUGUUGUGAGGAAUGAGAAAGUUUCAAGGCAGCCUCCCCUCCCCCUCCCCAGUGAAAGACCCUUCUCUUCUCCCCCUCCCUCAUUUGCCAAGUUAAAAGUAUACUCCCCUCCCCUCCCCCACCUUUCUUCCUUAAUUUGGAAGAGAAAUGGCAUGGCCUUUCAACCACCGCACAUUAAACUCAUCAAAGCAUCACUCCUCCCCCCCCCCCAGCCUCCAUCCGUUUCCUGAUUAAAACUAAAGCAAGACAAAAGUGACUGUUUUAUCCCCAACAGCAGAAUUUUGCAAGGGGAUUUUUUUUUAGUAGAAUGGAAUUCCCCCCCCUUCUUUUUGCCUAAAUUUGGGAUUGUUUGUGUGUGCGUGUUGAAUGGUGCAAAAAGUGAUUUUAAGCAAAAUUAAGUAUAUUCUACUGUCUACUGAAAAGGUGCAGAAGUGGGUGACGCAACUUCAUUUGGGAAAAAUAAAAAAGAUAAAUAAAUCCCUGAUCUUGCUUGAACCAAAAGAAAGAAAGAGAGGGAGAGAAAAGGGUUACUUGAAACAGUUGUGUUUUUUAAAAAAGAGGUUGUUGUUUGUUGCCUAAUAGAACCCUGACUUUUAAGUAGCCUUCGGUAACAUUCUGUUUAUUUAAAAAUUUACUGGAAAAAGAAAUUGGAUCCAGGGGCAAAUUUGCAAUGAAAUGCAGAUGGACAAUUUGAUCUCCAAAGUGGAAUGCAGAAAAAAGAGAUUCUCCCCCCCCCCCACCACACUGUCAGAGGAAACUACACCCCCUCCCUCCCUGAUACAAACAAAUGUUCUUUCCUUUUAUUAUUCCUCUUUGUCUUCAGAGGUUUCCCUGCCUGCCUGAAAUCAAAACCAAACCUCAAGCUAUAUAUUUCCCCCCCGUUUCAAAAUUGGAUCUCAGGGCACAAGCCAGAACUGUUACUCUGGAGUUGCUGUACAAUCAGCGGAGGUCACAGAACAGUUUUUUAAUCAGUGCAAAGAAGGGGUUGUUCUCUAAGGUGAAUAUUUCUGGAAUUAUUGGGAAUUAAACCCAAAGGUUGAAACAUGUUUAUCUGGAAGUAAGCCCCCAUUAUAGACUUGUUUUUACUGCUCCGGGUAAUUGUCAUAUUUUGGACAGUCUUUGUUCCCACCUUCCUUCUAUUAAAACAACAUUUUCUCCUCCUCGCCUCCCCAAGAAUCUUACCUGGGGAAAAUAAAACAAAAUAAAUAAUGGAUUAAAAUUGCAGAUUUCAACUUAGGGGAAAUUCUGGCUUCUUGAGUUUCACGGAUUUUUGGAAGUGGCAGUGAAUCAAAGUGAACUUGGAACGGAGAAAAUAAGAUGCUUUUAAAAGGUUGCAAUCCUGGACACAGUUGCAAGGGAAUAACCCCAUGUUGCAAUUUCUGGUACUCACUUCUGAUUAAACAUGUUUAAAAUAGCGAAACCUCUUUUUCCCCCCCUGCCCCUGGCCAAAAUAUUCUGCCUUCUGCAGGCAGCAGUCUUGACACUCUUUUUGAGAGGAAUAAGGGUGGAAUUCCAGUGGAACUCAGUAAAUAUGCUUAGUGUAGUUCUGUUGGUUUAUUUUUUCCCUUUGCCAACCUGCAUUUUUGUUGGAGAGAAAGGGGAAUUUGUAUUGUUCAAAUCAAUUUUGAAAGGAAAUGAGGAGUAGCUUUCCCAUGCCCCUAAAGGGGAAAAAAUGGGUUUAAAUUAGUUUGUAUGAAUUCUCUUGGGUAGAAUACAUUCAUUUGGACUACCUUGAUGAAGGAGGAUUUCCACCUUAAUUGCCCCCAGAUUUUUUUCCCCCAACAACAAAAAGAAUGAAACCAGAUUAUUCCUGGGAACACAACAUAACUUGGGUGCUUUGUAUGUGGAGGACUAAAUUAACAUUGUUGUGACUGAAAACUCCCCCUUUUCAGUAACCAGCUUUGAAUAUUUGUUGCCUAGAUCGUAAGUUGUUUUUGCUGAUAUCAGAAGGAAAAAAAGAGGGUUGUGGGCUUUUUAUUUUUAUUUUAUUUUCCUGUCAACUUGUAUAGCCUGGUCUUUUUGGCUGUUCUGGUGACUUGGGAAAACUGGAGGAAUAUGACGGGGGUGGGGUGGGGAGAUUUUUCUUCUUGCUGCUGUCUUAAUUUUCUUCAAAAACCCUUCUCAGCCCUGUCUUAUUGUGUUCAAAAUUUGAGCCCAACUUUGCAUAAAAGAAGGGAGGGGUCCUGGUGUUUGCCAGGCAGACAGCCCUGUUCAUUUAACUGCACACCUUAUUUUCGGAGGAAUGUGGAAUUCAGUGGAGGCCAAAUAUUGACAUGUCCUCUCCCUGCUCCUCCCCCCCCUUUCAAUUUCUACCUUUAACUUCAUUGGGAGUUUUGUAAUAGUGAGCCGAACAAGAGAGAAACAGAAAGAAAGAGUGAUAGGAAGGAAGG